Messenger RNA from Eublepharis macularius, 3164 nucleotides. Its product is annotated as autocrine proliferation repressor protein A-like. The transcript has 13 exons. The record is from RefSeq and is a predicted model, not a curated record. NCBI's taxonomy places the organism in Eukaryota, Metazoa, Chordata, Lepidosauria, Squamata, Eublepharidae. The coding region runs from base 70 to 1530 and encodes 486 amino acids.
ACCUCUUGCCAUUGGCAGGCAACAUUUCCAAGGAGAGACAUUGCAAAUCCUUCAACUCUGUGCUGGGACAUGCAUCCUCUGAGCCUUUUCCUCUUUGCAGCCUGCUCAUCCUCUGUUUGGCUGAUGGAACAUAAGGCAUUGGAUGAUUUCGUGAACCUCCAUGAUCCUCACUAUCAAUACACCUUCCUGAAAAAAGAAGGAACUAGGACUCAUUCCGGUGCACCCUUCUUUCAUACCAUCAAUAUGACCUCCCAAAAGUGGCUGGAUGAAUCUGAAGUGGAUAAGCCAGUCUGGUCACAUAAACUGACAAUUGUGCUGCCCAAAGAAGGGGAAAUUAAUGAGUUGUGCCUCCUCAUAAUCAUGUCUGACCAGGAAGUCACACAUUCUUCGCGUGCGCAACGUACACGACAGUACCAAGGAUAUUUAUCAGUAGAAAUUAAAUCUGUUGUAGCAGUGCUGGAACAAGUUCCUGCCCAGCCGCUCACCUUCUAUAAACACCCUUUAGGACGUAAGAAUAUUAAAGAACGUGAUAUAUGGGCAUAUUCCUGGUGGAGGUUUCUGAAUGACCCUGAUGCACCCCCGCAUUGGCUUGUGCAGUUCCCAAUGGUCAAGGCCACAGUGAGAGCCAUGGACACAGUCACAGACUUCAUGAUGAAAACAUAUCAAAAAAACACCACACAGUUCGUAUUGACGGGUGUUUCCAUGAGCAGCUGGGCCGCUUGGCUGACUGCAGCCGUUGACAGUAGGGUUGCUGGGAUAAUUCCCGUUGGCAUGAAUUUUCUGAACUUCACUGAGAAUCUCCACCACCAAUUCCGAGCAUAUUGUGGCUGGUCUUACAUGUUGAGACCGUUACAUGAGAUGAAUAUAACUCAAGAGUUGGACAACCCCCGUUUCAGACUUUUGGCUUCACAUGUGGACCCAAUGGCAUACAAUGAGCGAUACGCUAACAUAGUGAAGUACAUAGUCAUUGCUUCAGGGGAUCAGUUUCUCCAGCCCGACAGCCCACAUUAUUACUUCGCUCAGCUAGAAGGCGAGAAGCAUUUGCGCAUCAUCCCAAAUGAUGAUUCCAGAUUUAACAGUUUGCUGAAUUUUGAUCCACGUAUGGUUUUCUUCAUUAGCAUCUUCAGUAUUUCUCAGCGUCCUUCCAUUUCUUGGCAGAGGACAAUGACAAAUACCACUGGAAUCAUCCAUUUCACCUCUGACAUCAAACCCGGAGACAUUUACUCCUACCAUGCUGACACUGUUGAUGGUACCAGGAGAGACUUCAGGAUGAAGAUAACAACUGGGAAUUCUUCUCAAGACGAUCCUGUAAAAUGGAUUAGGACAGGUGUUAAGCAUAUGGGAAAGGGUGUUUAUAAGAAGGAAAUGAAAAUUCCAGCCGAGGGAUGGAGGGCCUUCUUCAUUCAGGCCAUGUACCAAAGUACCGGAACUACUAAUUGGGAUGUAUUGACAUCAGAAAUCCACAUCAUCCCAGACACUUUCCCGUGUCCUGAUUGCAAUGGUGAUGGAUGCCAUGGAACGUUGGUCUGAAAACCUCCAAGAGACAUCAACAAAAUGAUUCAUGUUUCAUAAUAGAAUUUUGGUGGUGGUUAUAUUGCAUCAGCUCAAUAUCUUAAAUGGUGUAACCAGGAAAGGGGUACUAGAUGGAAGACUGUAGCUCUGGUGAUAGUAGAUAGCCACUUGGUUUUAAAAUGUAAACAGAUAUCUUCUGAUUAUUAGAAUAUUGGACCUGGAUUGGGGAGCCCUGAGUUCAAAUCCCCACUGGGCCAUAAAACUCUUUGCCUCAGCUUGGGGAACUUACUUUAUAUCAUUUUUUUUUAAUCUUAGAGGGGUUUCAUAAGGAAAAAAACUUGGAGGUUGCAACAUGUAUACUGCUUCAAGUUCUUUGGAGAAUGGGUGGGAGGAAUCACAAAAAAAUUACACAAUAAAGGCAAACACACUAAAGACAUUUGUCUGGGCAUAGAUUGCCAUAAGGUGGACAAGAAAUUGCAGACCAAUAUCAAUGGAGGUACAGAAGCUGAAGUUAUAGCUGCCAGACCUAUGCCACACAUUCUAGCACUGUAAGACAUAGAGGUGGUCAAUGGAGGCAGUGAGUCAGGGGGUGCCCAACCAGGCAACACCUGUAGCUGCCAGCAUAAUGAACCAAGAGUAGCCAGUGAAGGACAUGGAGCUAGCAACCAAGGGCCACCAAGAGUGAAGACUGAAGAGAGAAGUGGUGGGGCAUUCAAAGGGGCAACCGGGAAGAGUGACUGGGAAGGCACAGAGGUUUAAGAGGAAUUGAGGGAGCAAUUUUUUUUAAAAAAAGAAGCUUAGAAUUCAUGACAAAAUGUUGUUACCCUACAAUAAACAUAGUGUAAAAGUCUGCGGAAAAGCUUAAAGUCAGCUUUCUGUCCCAGGGGCUUUACAAUGGAAGUAUAGACAGAGAGAGGAAGAAGGAAAGCUAGAAUAAUAGAAAUUCAUUCAUAAAACAGCCUUUCCAGCCUCACACUGGUUGAAUGUUUCUGCUGAGGCGUCUUUACAUGUAUCUUUUAUUCUUUUAUUGUACUGGCUUUUCUGAUCAUAAAAUUAUUUUCUUUACACUAAACAGCAAGGUUUAGCUUCUCUUUUUCACAGAUAUACCUUAUAUAUAUAUAUUUUAUCCUACAUUACCCCAGACAAGCUCGGGCUGGUAUAGAGAGCUUUCCCGUCCCAAUUGUUGUCCUCAAAACAAAAACAAAAAAUCUGUGAAGUAGCUGAGAGAGUGGCUGGCCCAAAAUCACCCCGAGGGCUUCCAUAGCAGAGAGGGAAGUUGAACUUGGAUCGACACACUUUGGAUCUUGGCUUAGCUAUGCCAGUCACUCCCUCCCAAAGCUUUUCAGGGCAACACCAUGAGGGACAGCCAGAGAGAGCAAAUAUUUCAUGGCUAUCAAUGCUGUCCCCACAGUCAAAAUGAAGAGCCGGUGUUGGGACUUCAGAAAUGUUAAUGGAGAGUUUUCUGUAUCAUUACAUGCAUAAUUUAUCUGGUAAUUUCCACCUCUCUCUCUCUCAUGAUUUCUCAAGACAUUAGGACAUGUUCACUGUUAAUAACAAAUGGUACACUGAUUGCCUCAACACUAAAAUGGCUAACUCCUCUAGAUCUAUGAUUCUUCAAUCCAGUAUUUUCAAUAAAAAUGCAUUAUGCUAAG